AGCACCCUUUCCUCCUGAUCCGAUCGAUUCUAAUAUUUCUUUACGUUUACCAAUUUGGACCUUUGCAUAUGGCGGACCCCACGCUUCACAUUCACACACUUUCGUCCCCUUCCUUCUUUGCUUUUGCAUGAACGAACCACACUUUUCUCGAAUCGAUUCUCUCCGCCGCUCACCGUCACUCAAUUUCUCUACCCUUCUUCUAUAAUUGUAACCUAUUGGUCAGGUGAACUUCAGUUCUUCUUGGUUUCAGUUACAGCUUGUGAAAGCUCAUAGAGCUUGUUUUGCAGCUUGCAAGUCUGAGGUUACUGUGUAUCUUCUACGAAGAAGUCCAUGUGAUGUGUGGAUAGAUAAGCAGUAAGGCAAUCCAAGAAGAAAGAUCGGGUUAAUGGGUGCCACAAACUCAAAAGUGGAAGAAGAUAAGGCUCUUCAGCUAUGUCGUGAAAGGAAAAAGUUUGUUAGAAGAGCACUUGAUGGAAGAUGUUCACUUGCAGCCACUCAUUUUACAUACAUAGAGUCUCUAACAAUUAUAGGGAAAGCAUUAAGUAGGUUUGUUGAACCUGAAGCUCCAAUGGAAUCCUCUUUAUACACAUCCACUAAUGCAACUCCUGAGCCACAAACAUUCAUCGAAAAAUCCCUUUCUCAAUUCUCUUUCUCUUCAACCAUGUCACAACAUAUAAAUGCACCUGGAAACCUAUCCCCAUCUCCUUCCCCACCAUCCUCUAGUAGGUAUUACACAAAUCAUAUGAAGAUUAGAGGCUCAUUUUCUAGAAAAGUUGAAGAAAAGCCAGUUAUAGCUGUCAUGGGUUCAGUAACUUCUUCAAGUACCCCAAGAAACAUCAUAGAUGAACCUGAACUGGAACCUGAACCUGAACCUGAAACCCCAUUUGGUGGUCCUGAAAGUCAACCUUGGGAUUAUUUUGGUCUUUCACAUCCAAUCGAUGAUGGGUUUUCUCCACAUGAAGUGAGGGAAUUGAAUGAAGGAGUGGAAAAUUACAAAGAUGAAAAGAUUUCAGAAAUGGGUCAAGAAUCAGAAGAUGAGUUUGAUGAGCCAUCAACAGAUGGGUUGGUUAGAAGUUUUGAGAAUGUUAAUAGGGUAGCAGAUAAUGUUAGUGGGACUGGUAAUGGUUUACAUUCAAUGUCAUCAGCAGAAACUGAAAUCUUGAAUGGGGACAAGUUUAAUUCUCCCCAAAUUUCACCAUUAAAGCGAAAAACUUCUGGUGUUAGUCAUGUUGGUAUCUCUCAAGAUGAAAAGAUUGAAGUGGUAAAAGGUCAUGAAAGUAAACCUGUACCUAAAGAUUUUAUUUCAAGUAUGAGAGAGAUUGAGAAUCUUUUUGUUAGAGCUUCUGAGUGUGGAAGAGAAGUUCCUAGAAUGCUUGAAGCCAACAAGCUCCAUUUUCGUCCAAUUUUCCCUGGAAAAGAACGUGGGUCAUUCAGUUCAAAAUUUAUAAAAGCAUGUCUUGCGUGUGGGGAUGAUCCAAGCCAAGUGCAGGAAGAACCUGCUCAAAAUGACACCAAGUACUUAACAUGGCCUCGGACAACAUCAUCUCGUGGUUCAUCCUUCAGACAUGAUCCGAGUCCGAAUGCCAACACGAGUCAAAGUCAAAAUCAAAAUCAGGAGGACAUUAACAGCAGCCUCUUUGAUAACUUCUACAUGAAUGCAGGAAGCCAUGCUUCCACUUUGGAUAGGCUUUAUGCAUGGGAGAAGAAGCUUUAUGAUGAAGUUAAGGCAAAUGAGAUGAUCAGAAAGGUGUAUGAUCAAAAGCGCAAACUUCUACGGGAAUUAGAAUCCAAUGGAGAAAGUAACCGCAGAAUAGACAAGACUCGUGCCAUAGUUAAAGAUCUUCAUUGGAGAAUUGGAGUUGCUAUCCACAGAAUCGACUCCAUAUCAAGAAGAAUCGAAGAUCUUAGAGACAAAGAACUUCACCCACAACUCGAAGAGUUGAUUCAAGGAUUGAGGAAGAUGUGGGAGAUGAUGCAUGAAUGCCAUAAGAGCCAGUUGUCAAUCAUAUCAUCAAUACAAAUAAAUUCACACACAAAAAUCUCACUACAAUCAGACUCACAUCGCCAGAUCACCAUCUACCUGGAAAGCGAAUUAAGAACUUUAUCAUCAAGUUUUACGAAAUGGAUCGGAUCCCAAAAAGCGUAUGUCCAAUCCUUAGACGGAUGGCUUCACAAAUGUGUCCCACCACAACAAUCCACCAAGAAAAAAAGACGACAACAGCCCUUGUUACGUGACUAUGGCCCACCAAUAUACGUCACCCUUGGUAUCUGGCUAGAAAAGCUUGAAACUUUACCAACAAAAGAAGUUGCAGACUCCAUAAAAGAUUUAGCUGCUGAAAUUGAUCACUUUAUCCCCCAAGAAAAAGCCCAGGGGGUGAAUUUGUUAAAUGAUGAACUUUUGGAGGACCGUUUUGAUCGGUUAAGGUUGAGAUUGGAGGGGUUUCUUGGACAGUUGAGUAACUUUUCAGGCUUGUCUAUGGAAAUGUUUACGGACCUUCAGAAGGCGAUUCAAGAUAGGAAGGCCAUGUUUUGUAUAUGGAGAAGGAAUAAUGGAAUAAACGUCAAGAACUUGUACAGCUUGAAUGGAGUCUCGGGUACAAUUUCGGCCCUGCCGGUGGGGAACACUUUGUAG
Lactuca virosa is the source of this 2632-nucleotide messenger RNA. The record is from the annotation of a GenBank genome assembly. Lineage: Eukaryota; Viridiplantae; Streptophyta; Magnoliopsida; Asterales; Asteraceae.